Molecule: messenger RNA, 393 nt
Organism: Lottia gigantea (owl limpet)
Lineage: Eukaryota; Metazoa; Mollusca; Gastropoda; Lottiidae
Exons: 1
Coding region: 1-393 (130 amino acids)
Source: RefSeq, a predicted model, not a curated record
AUGACCAUGUUUAAUGGUGAAUUUGGAUGCUCUACCUGUGAGGAACCUGGUAUAACAGAAAGUCGGGGUAAAGGUUAUGCCAGGUUUUAUCCUUUCAGAGAAUCAGAUGCAAAACCUCAAAUACGUAAUUCAGAAGAUAUUAAAAAUGCAAAAAAAACAAACCGACUAAAAGGUGUAUGUGGUCUAACUGGAUUAAUUGCAAUGCCAUGGUUUGAUGUUGUCUGGGGAAUCGGUGACACAAAGAAGCUACUUUAUUUAUGGUUCUCACAAACAUCAUCUGGACAACAAUAUUUAGUUGGAAAUCACUUGAAAAAAAUUUCUGAACAACUCAAUAACAUUCAACCACCUGAUUAUGUUGAACGUCUACCAAGAGAUAUUGUAAAAACAUUAUAG